Cherax quadricarinatus is the source of this 2125-nucleotide messenger RNA. The record is from RefSeq and is a predicted model, not a curated record. Lineage: Eukaryota; Metazoa; Arthropoda; Malacostraca; Decapoda; Parastacidae.
UUUUGUCCUCUAUAUUAAUGGAGUUGUUAUGUUUGCAGGAUGGUGUCCAAAAGUUACGGCAGGUGACACGAAGACAGAACAGCACUGUACAGAGACUGUCCACCGAGAUUCUGGAGCAUGUGAUGCAACAGGUGGAACAGCAGGUGGAUCAGCAGGUGGAACAGCUGGUGGAACGGCAGGUGGAACAGCUGGUGGAACAGCGGGUGGAACAGCUGGUGGAACAGCAGGUGGAACAGCUGGUGGAACGGCAGGUGGAACAGCUGGUGGAACAGCUGGUGGAUUCUAAAGUGGCACCCGUCACAACCUCCCUGACACAGCUGGCUCAAGCCUCGGAUACCUUCAAGGUCGACCUUGAGAAGACGAGGCUGGAGAUGGUGGUAAUGCAGGAGAGCAUCUUCGAGGAGGAGGAAAACUUGAAGAUUCUCACCAGGAUAAUGGAGGAAAACCUCCUGAAGAAGGUGGAGGAAAUGAAAAACCUGAGCAAGAAGAUGGACGAAGGAUUCCUCAGCGUAGGAGAUAACAUCAACCUGUUGGCAAGCAGCCUGAUCUUCCCUAUGGAGGAUCGGAUCUACCAGCUUAACAGUACUCUCGUGGAUGCUGGAGAGGAGUUCGACAAGAGAGUGGAUAACCUCGAGACUCAGGUUCGGGCUAUCAAGAUCCAGGGAUCCAGCCCUAAGACCAGCCAACUCAGUGAGCAGUUCCACAGGCAGGUGACAGCUCUCCAGACCCAAAUUGGCAGGAUUGAAGGAACCAUCAGCAACUUAGACGGACGGAUGUCUGGCUUGGACAGUCGUCUGGUCUCCUUGGACGAGCUGGCUGGACGGACGUCAACCCUGGAGACAUCACUGACAGGUCUCCAAACUACAAACACGAACCUGAACAGACAGUCUCAGAACUUAUACAACAGGAUUGGUACCCUUGAGAGUAAUUCUGGAAGCAUCAAUCUGGAACUCAAGACUCUGAAAGAGACGUCUCAGAUGAACCUUACCAACGUCGUUCGUAGGGUCGAGCACCUGGAGGAGAAGAUGAAACAGAGAGAGGUAGCAAGGGUCCAGGGAGACGCCAUCUUAGGCAGAGUCACAGGUGAAGGUAGGAACAUAGUAUCAUCUACAUCCGAUUACUGGAAAGCCUACUCUGGAGUUCCUGGAAGUCCCCAUAUUCCAGGGCUAAUGGGACCACCAGGAGAUCACGGUGCCCCAGGAGGUCAAGGAAGUCAAGGAGCACCUGGAGGUCAAGGAGUACCAGGGGCACUAGGAGAUCGAGGAAGUGGAGGAGCACCAGGAAGCCGAGGACCACCUGGAGGUGCUGGAGCACCAGGAGAUGCUGGAGCCCCAGGGGCACCAGGAGGCCGAGGGGCACCAGGAGGUGCUGGAGCUCCUGGGGCACCAGGAGGCCGAGGAGCGCCAGGAGGUGCUGGAGCCCCAGGGGCACCAGGAGGCCGAGGGGCACCAGGAGGUGCUGGAGCCCCAGGGGCACCAGGAGGCCGAGGGGCACCAGGAGGCCGAGGGGCACCAGGAGGCCGAGGGGCACCAGGAGGUGCUGGAGCCCCUGGAGGCCACGGGGCACCAGGAAGUCCUGGAGGCCGAGGAGCCCCUGGAGGCCGAGGAGUAGCAGGAGACUUCGGAGCACCAGGAUACCCUGGAUCUCCUGGUCUUCCCGGUACACCUGGAAACCGGGGCUCUCCAGGACUUCCAGGACUUCCAGGACCUGCAGGUUAAUAGAGGAAGCGAGUGACAAGUAUCUGCAACCUAUGUCGACUGAUCUUCACCUCACCUUGCAGAACAUCCACCCGUUGACAGCCUACUCUUCCUUCUGAUGUUUACCUCACCCACCUGUCAGCUUAGCGCUGACAGCUUUAUCAGUCACCUACUCAACAGCACCUGAUAACAGCUGCCUCGGUCUCCUGACUUCUGCAUCACCUGUCUCUUACUGCCCCUACCAGCUAUUUAGGCAGCCUAGCUCAUGAAAGUUCAGCCGUCCUAUGAGAUGUCAGCCAUAUUCAACCACUCACAAAAAAUAAGAUUUCACAUAGCGUAGCUAUACAAAGGAUGCCUAUUAAUUAAAUAAAAAUCAACUAUUUAUAUACAUACAGAUAUCGUCUAUAAAAAUGCACACCAGAAAAGUA